GGCUGCAGUGUGUCAGACUCCGUGUGUCUGGAGGGGGCAGCAGGGGUGAAAGUUCACCAGCAUGGCUCUCACGUAUCAGGUGACAAUGGGGGAAAGUUGGACACCACACGCGGCUUGAAACCAAGCCCAAAACAAGGCGAAGGGAGAAGAAGUAGAAGCAUGUCGGGUGAGAUGGUUUCGGCAGCGCUGAGCGGGGAGGAGGAGGAGGACGCAACCCUGGGAUAUUACGACGACGAAGACGACCUGGAGGCGUUUUCAGACGCAGAGCUUGGCUGUGAGGACGGAGUGUUGGGCUUCAGCGAUUCUCUGAACGGAGAGGUCAAACCUCGUAUACUGUUGAUGGGCCUGAGGAGGAGCGGGAAGUCCUCCAUCCAGAAGGUGGUUUUCCAUAAAAUGUCGCCCAAUGAGACCCUGUUCCUGGAGAGCACCAAUAAGAUCUGCAGAGAGGACGUCUCCAGCAGCUCCUUCGUCAGCUUCCAGAUCUGGGACUUCCCCGGCCAGAUCGACUUCUUCGACCCCACCUUUGACUAUGAAAUGAUCUUCAGAGGCACCGGGGCGCUAAUCUUUGUCAUCGACUCACAGGAUGACUAUGUGGAGGCUCUGAGUAGACUGCACCUCACAGUGACCCGGGCCUACAAAGUCAACCCAGAAAUCAACUUCGAGGUGUUCAUUCACAAAGUGGACGGCCUGUCAGAUGACCAUAAGAUCGAGAAGCAGAGGGACAUUCACAAACGAGCCAACGAUGACCUGGCAGACGCAGGCCUGGAAAGAAUACACCUGAGCUUCUAUUUAACCAGUAUAUAUGAUCACUCCAUAUUCGAAGCUUUCAGUAAAGUGGUCCAGAAGCUUAUUCCACAGCUCCCCACACUGGAAAACCUGCUCAACAUCUUCAUAUCUAACUCCGGCGUUGAGAAGGCCUUCCUGUUCGAUGUGGUCAGUAAGAUCUACAUCGCCACAGACAGCAGUCCGGUGGAUAUGCAGACAUAUGAACUGUGUUGUGACAUGAUCGAUGUGGUCAUUGACAUCUCCUGCAUCUAUGGCCUGACGGACAGUGAAGCUGGUUUACCCUAUGACGAGGAGUCUAUGGCCAUCAUCCACCUGAACAACACCACAGUCAUGUACCUGAAGGAGGUCACCAAGUUCCUCGCCAUGGUCUGCUUCCUCCGCAAGGAAAGCUUUGAGAGAAAAGGACUGAUUGACUACAAUUUCCACUGCUUCAAGCAAGCCAUCCAGGAGGUUUUUGAUGUCCGAGUAAAGGUUCAACAGAAUCGUAAACUUCUCAGUCAGAGGAGGCGGAGCAAACUGACUAUGACCAAUGGAGAGUUCGGCAACGCCCACUGAGGACUGAUGAUGUCACAUCAGACAGCCAAAUGUGCCUGAGCUGCACCCCGACAAAUCCAUGAGAUUCCAUCCUCAUUCAGAGGGGCACAUCAGAUUUUUUUUUAUCUUGCUGGGAGUUGUUCAGUUUGUUCAAUCCACACCGACUCCGACCGCCAUCGUCUCUGUUAACACAUUCUCACUCCCAUUGCGUCAAAAAGCCACGCUCGGUCAGGUGCCUUUGGCGUUUGGCAUUGACGCAGAAAGUCUCCUUUAGCGUCAUAUUUAGACGCACUUAGUUGGGACUCUUGGCGUCAUUAUUUGACGCUCUCGGGACUCGCGUCUAGCCCCUUUGGUGUCAUAUUUAGAAGCGAUUGGUCGGUACUCUGGUGUCACUAUUUGACACUCUGGAUCAGGACAUAUGUUGAACUGACAUGCGGCACAAGAACGGGACAGUUAGGUUUAGUAAAAUAUCGUGGGUGGGGUUACAAAAUGUAUGUUUCAGGGACAUAGGGAACCAGAACGGGACACAAACCCCAGUCUCCUGGGCGAAAGUCUUGUCGUUUGACACCUCUACCACUCCAACCUGCCUCGUUAUGCGGAUUUUCGGCCUUUCAUACUACUCGCUAACAUUGUCGAGCUGCUGCUCUGCCCGGUGCGUCCCAUACAGAAGCUAAAGGGUGAUUUUCGCGCUGGUAUCUGGCGCUGAGAGCCACUGACCAAGCGUCCGUAUUUUACCACUUGGGAGUGAGAACAGGUCCUCUCUGUACUCAGAAGCAGUUUGUCUGUCAGCAGCAGAGACGACAAACUGACGUCCGCCAGGCUGACUAGAUUUACCGGCCCAAACCUUUUUUUGAAUAGGCCCCAUAUGAAGUAUACUGUACAGGAAGGUUCAUUGGGCCUAAUUCACUAAUAUAUUCCUAAGUUUUUUUUUCUCAAAAAUGUUCUUAAAAAAGGUCCUAAAACAAGUCUGUCCCUGUAGUGACGUGUGCCUCAGAGUCAGUCUGGGACAAUCCUGUUUGUGCCCCUCCCACUUCCGAAAUCUUAAAUAUUUUUUUUACCACAAAAAUCGCUGGUAUAAAAACGAUUACCCUUGCUGUUUAGCCAGCCGUCAGAUACUGGCUAAGAAUGUGAAGUGAGCUGCUGAUGUUGCUCUGAUAUACUCAGUGGUGGAAUGUAACUAAGUACAUUUACUCAAGUACUGUACUGAAGUACAAAUUUCGAGGCACUUGUACUUUACUUGAGUCUUUUGUUUUAACGCCACUUUCUACUUCUACAUUUCAGAGAGAAAUAUUGUACUUUUUACUGCACUAAAUUAUUCUGGCAUUUCUAGAUACUAGUUACUUUACAAAUUAGUAUUUUUGCACACAAAACACAUGUAGUUUAUAAAAUAUGAUGUUUAUUAUAAGUGAAACUACCCAAAAAUAUACAGGUGAUUAAACACAGAACAGUUUUAACUGUUUCCUGUUUCUAAAAUGUCAGGAUUUUUCUGCAUUGAGUACUCUAACUUUAAUACUAUAAGUACAUUUUCCUGAUGAUACUUACAUACUUUUAC
Messenger RNA from Perca fluviatilis (European perch), 2872 nucleotides. RefSeq names its product ras-related GTP binding D (gene rragd). The transcript is spliced from 7 exons. Gene Ontology annotation, molecular function: GTPase activity; GTP binding. Lineage: Eukaryota; Metazoa; Chordata; Actinopteri; Perciformes; Percidae. Bases 160 to 1341 code for a protein of 393 amino acids. Gene Ontology annotation, cellular component: nucleus; lysosome; Gtr1-Gtr2 GTPase complex. The record is from RefSeq and is a predicted model, not a curated record. Gene Ontology annotation, biological process: cellular response to starvation; positive regulation of TOR signaling; cellular response to amino acid stimulus.